Cuscuta europaea is the source of this 1781-nucleotide messenger RNA. The record is from the annotation of a GenBank genome assembly. Lineage: Eukaryota; Viridiplantae; Streptophyta; Magnoliopsida; Solanales; Convolvulaceae.
CAACACCAUCAGAGGGUGUUUCCGAUGGAAUUUUUUGAUGAAAGUUUUUGAGAAUGUUCCUCAUCAAGUCUAGUUUUUGCAUAUCAAAUUUCAGCUCAAAAUUCAACCGGGAAGGCAGCUAAACAAAUUCCUGAAACAUACUGCGUUUUAUAUAUGUACAAAAUGGGACGUAAGAGAAGAGCCGCCACUUGAGUGGCGGCUUUUGUACUAUAAGAGAGGAACCGCCACUCGGAAUGGCGGCUUUUGUGAAUUAAUACAAGAGCUGCCACUUGGAGUGGCGCCUUUCCUUAAUCGUGGUUAAUUCCAGCAGUAUUUUGGAAAUUAUUCUUAACCCGACAGUAUUUCGGGAAUAAUUUAUUUAAUUAGCAUUAUUCCGGGAAAAAACUCAUAAAUUUCAGCAGAAUCAACCAAUUAAACUGAUUUCAUUUUUAGAAAAUGGGCUUUGAGAAGAAAAUCUUGAUCAAAUUUGACCGCACAACUAUACACCAAAAUGAAGCAUGGCAUAAAAAUAUGAAGAAUAGUCCAACUAUAAGAAUGGAGUUCCAAAGGACAAUAAUAUGAUCAAUUUUGUUUAAACAUAAAAGUGAUUUAAAUCAUUUUUCCUAAACCCUUAACUUGUCCAUUUGGGUGUCUUUUGUAACUGUGUCUCUUCCUCAUCAAUUGCUCUCACAGGCACCUGGCUCCAUCGCCACCUGCAUAUCAUCGCCGCCGACUUCGGCAUCGAUGCUGAUCCCUAGCACCUCUUCUUCUACUCCUUUUGUCCGAACGUGGUGUACCUGAAUUUAAUGACUAUGGCAUCAAUGCGGCACUGUGGUUGGGGCUUCGAGGCACCAACGCUAUCAGACUAACUACAAGCGGCUAGGGCAACGAUCUGAGCUUCUAGGAAGGGAAGAUUUCGUCUCGUUGAUCUGCAUCUGUUGCACGUGUGGGGGAGCUGGGGAUGGAUUGUAGGUGUGGUGCAACAGUUGCAGAGGGGUUGGUCGGGACUGUUUGGGUCUGGUUGGGCUGGAUCUGGGUAACUAGGUUGGUAGGAGGCUAAGAACAAGGGAGGGGGUGUUAGGGUUGGGUUGCUGGGGCAUGGGCUAGGGAGGGGUUGGGCUAUGUACGAGUGGGUGUAGGUGUUGGGGGCGUCGAUGUCGGAAGGCGGUUCCGGCAAGGUGUCUAGCGACAUACGACGGGAGGGGGGGGGGGGGCAGAUUUGGAUUAAAAUUAUCAUCUAUGUUACUAAUCAGUUGUGGUGGUGCCACUGUGUCCGGUGUGAUUGUUGUCGGGCAUCACUUGACCGGUGUCACUGUGGCAGCAUCACUUGGCGGUGUCACUAUGGCUGGCAGCAGUCCGUGGCCGGCAGCUUUCUCCCGCCGCCGACAAUCAAAGUGGUGUGGUGUAUGUCACUGUGUCCGUAUCACUGUAGCACGUCAUGGGGUAAUUUACUACACAUUAGUCACAUUUUUGGAAUUUAAAAGAAAAAAUCACUUUUUUUAUCUAUCAUCCAUUCACCAGCAAUAUUCAGGUGAGACCCCCUAGAUUCACAUGCUGGGGAAGAAAGAAAAAAAGGUCUUAUUUGGAGAAUCGAAGAUAUUUGAACAUAAUCUAUCAAUAGCGCAACAAUAUAAUAUUAGUAAGAAAAUGAAAAUUGUGGUAAAAAGAUGAGCAAGAAAAAUAAUUUGUAUGGCAUAAUAACUGUAUGAUGUUCUGGAAGUUCAAUUUACGAUUUUACCCCGCAUCAAAAUCACUUACUCCCAUCACCACAAGCCUAAAAGGGGUAAUGGGAGUUCAUAUGG